CAACAGAAGUUGUGUUUUAUUUUGAUCCGAAACGUUUGCGGGAGUUUUGUGCUACAAAGUUUAGUUCGUGACGUGUGUACGAUUGGAAGAUGGAGUGGGAAAUUCACGACAAUGGCGUAAGCAUCGGUGGCGGACCAAAUGCUCCCAAAACGGAAUUGAAGAAAACGGAGAAAUCUAAAGUCCGUAAAUUGAAAAAGGCUUUAGAAGAAGAAAAGGCACAUAGUGAUGCGUUACUUUUGAAGCUUAAAAAAGCUCGUCGUCGUAACAAAAUGUUUCUCGAUUCAUGUGGGGAAUCAUCUGGACAGAAACAUUCUACAAUGCGUGAGGAGUUUCAAGGACAUGACCUGAAUGAAGCCUCGUUCUCCUUAUCGUCUUCCAUAAACAACUUGUCAUUUGCCUCUCUCAGUGUUCCGGAAUGUAAACCAGUCGCUGAUGACGGAGAAAUAGAUAAAAAGACCUUCCAACAAUGGAAAGAUCACUUGGAAUCUUCGAUGCUUCUGACAGGGAUAAGUGAUGAAUUCACAAAAAUGAACGUGUUUCGUGUAAGAGCAGGUCGGAAGCUUUUGGACGUGUUGGAUAACACAAAAACGCAGCUCAACUCACCUGAUAUCAUAACGGCUCCAUAUUCAAAUGCUAUGCAUCGAUUAAGUAGUUAUUUCGGAUCUCGCGAAUAUGCUUUUAUGCAACGCGAAAAAUUGCGUACCGUGACACAGAACAAAGAUGAAUCAGAUCUGAAAUAUGUAAAACGUGUUGUGGAAGCUGCUAAAGUUUGCGACUUCGAUGAAAACCGAUUAAUCGAAAGCGUUUCCGACGUCAUUCAAUUUCAUGCUACGAAUCCUAAAGUUAGAGAAGUGGCUAGAAAGAUUUUGAGAAAGGGAGGCAGUCAUAUCGAUUUAUUGGAUAAGGUUCGCUCAAUUGAGGUUGAGAAAAUGCACGAGAAUAUCUAUACAAAGCAUAACCAGCAACCACAACAAGUGGAAGUAGCAGCCAUUACGCGGCAACCACAACAAUCAGGGUUCGGAAACAUCAGAGGUGCUUAUCGGGGAGGCUAUCGUGGUGGAUCUCGGUAUGUCAGAGGAGGAAUGCGACCAAAUCCAGGAUUUCAUAUGAACUAUCCCGGUAAUGCUAACAGCGGUUAUGUACCAGCUUCGAAAUAUCAGCGAGGUUCCAGCCUUAGGCCUAACUGGUCUACAAGAGAAGCGCCUCAAGGUUUUACGCCUCAAGUUUUUUGCUGGAGAUGCACUAGUAAAUUUCACGAGGCUCAUGAAUGUUCUGCACAAUUCAAGAUUUGUAGGAAGUGUAACGAGAAAGGUCAUUUGGAGCGUGUUUGUACAGGAUCUUCGAAAAUCAAUUCGGACAAGACAGGCGGACCUUCACCAAAUGUUUCAAAAAUUGCUGCUAUAACAAUGUUCGAAAAUGAGACAACUACUGAAGAUAACGUAAGUGCUGAAUAAAUAGUAAAUCUACCGUUUCAAAAGGAAUUAUGAUUUUUUUUUAAGUUGUAUUCACUUUUAUGUAUUGUUUUUGUUUAAUGAAACUGGAUUUGAACUAAUAAAGUUACAUUUUGGAAACAUAUUUUCACAAUACUUUAUUUCAGCGUGUUCAAGCG
Uranotaenia lowii is the source of this 1609-nucleotide messenger RNA. RefSeq lists its product as uncharacterized. Gene Ontology annotation, molecular function: zinc ion binding; nucleic acid binding. NCBI's taxonomy places the organism in Eukaryota, Metazoa, Arthropoda, Insecta, Diptera, Culicidae. The coding region runs from base 90 to 1454 and encodes 454 amino acids. The record is from RefSeq and is a predicted model, not a curated record. The transcript has 2 exons.